AUGAAGAUUACCAGUCUUCUUCAAGCCUCCGUGACGGCGAUAGGCCUCCUCGCGCCUUCAGCAGAUGCCAGAGCACACCGUCGUGCUCAUUACGGCAUCACUAUUCGCAGAAAUGUCGUGGCAAACGAGACAACCGGCAACACGCUGAUUCCAGUGGUCGUCGGUGGUCCGCAAGAUUUGUUUGUGCCGAAUCUGGUCCGCGCAGCUGUGGGGGACGUUGUGCAGUUCCAGUUCAGCAACGGAAACCACACCGUGACGCAAAGUGAAGAGUCAGAAGGGUGCACGCCUCUACAGGCAAAAGACCCGAGUGCGGUACACAGUGGCCACAUUCCGUUCCAAGACGGUCAAGUCGAGGUGGGCACCUUUAGCAUGGUGGUGCAGUCGACAGAGCCCAUGUUUUUAUAUUGCGCGACGGGCCCUCACUGUCAGACUGGACAAGUAAUGGUUAUUAAUCCUACAACUGACGCCCAGCUGGCAAAUUACGCAAAGGUGUCCCAGUCAACAGAGGCAAGUGUUGAUGGAACGCAUGUUGCAGGUGGCAUUGUCAGCAAAAUUGCCCUGGACAAGGCUGCAUUCGUUCCAGCACCACCAGAGGAAGAAGGAGCAUAA
Molecule: messenger RNA, 609 nt
Organism: Beauveria bassiana ARSEF 2860
Lineage: Eukaryota; Fungi; Ascomycota; Sordariomycetes; Hypocreales; Cordycipitaceae
Product: extracellular serine-rich protein
Exons: 3
Coding region: 1-609 (202 amino acids)
Source: RefSeq, a predicted model, not a curated record